AUGAUGGCUGAUUCACGAGAGCUAGAGGAAGAGUUUGGUGCAGAGGAUGAGGAGGAAGAGGAGGAGGAGGAGGAGGAUCGGGUGGACAUGGGCGUGGAUCCUAGCUGGAGUGUGCUGCUGGGGUUGCUGUCUCGGCCGGUUGUUGCCGCUGAUCCUUUCGCUGUUCUGCUCUCGCUCAUUCAGUCCAAGCAACCCCGCCCCUCGGCUGCCACGACACAAGCCAUCCUCCUUGUCUCUUUCUCUGCUGCCGCUGCUGCUUCCGAACCUGCGGGCGAGGAGCGGGCCGAGUGGGGUGUCCUGGCCUGCUGCUUGCCGUACCUCCGCCGAGCCUAUAUCCUGAUUCACUACCUUGGCAUAAUGCCGCUCAGAGAGCCCCCGCUUGUGGAUCACUGCGUAAAAGCAAUUAAGAAUCUGAGCCCACAAGUGCUGCUCGCUGAUUGGCUGCGCCGUUCACUUGCCCUUCCCUCCGUGACCUCUGUGCUUCGCCUCAUGGCCUCUGCCAACACGGAAACAUCAUCCACCUCCCCAUGGCACCUCAGCCGCAUGUUUGCAUCAUGGAACUUACCAUCAGAACCACCCCGGCUGGUCAAAGCACCCACCCAGCCAUCAUUUCACCCGUUGCCGGAGAUUUACCAGGACCUGCUGUUAUCCACGAUGAACAAGACCUGCAGGAGCUGCGGCUUGGAGCCCCACAACCCCGCUGUCUGCCUGUGCUGUGGCGAGCUGCUCUGCUACAACUCCCCCUGCUGCCGGCCGGACGGCCGCGGGGAGUGCUACAGACACGCACUGAGAGAGAACGGGGGCACGGGUCUGUUCCUGGUGAUGCGGUCAACACAGCUGGUGCUGAUACACGGUGUGCACAUAUGCGCCGGUCUCUCCAUCUAUCUCGACUCGCAUGGAGAGGAUGAUGCCUUCAUGCGUCGUGGUCGGCCUCUGUACCUUAGCCAUUCCCGCCUUGCAGAGUUCCUGCACCUCUGGAAGACUGCGUCCAUCAGUCAUGACAGCCAGAUUCUCCAUGCCUCCCUUUUUGGCUCAAUGAUGGGAACCGUGUUCCCGAUCCGCAAAAGUCGUUCAGUCAAAAUCAACGCAGCAGCGGGUGGUUCGGGAAAGGGAUUUGGGUCCGGCCCUUCAAACAAGUCGUCGUCUAAAUCCAAGGGUAGUAAGUCUUCAGGCGGGGCCAAGAAAUCAUCUGGGCCGUCCGUCGCCGUGCCAGAAGAUCCGAAGAUCACGCGACUUGUACAGCGAUUGGAGGAAAAAUCGUCCUCCAAUCCGGCACCGACACGUGGCCAUCCGUUGGUAGACCAGCGCGCAGCAGCAAAAGGCCGAGUAGACUUCGUUAAGGUGGAAGGCUGGGAGGCUGCUGGUUCAGCAGCAGGUACGGAAUUAAGUCCGGACGAAAUUGGCAAUCUCAAAGUGAAAAGCUUCACUCCCGGCACCACUUCUCAAGGCUAUGAAACUCGGGCCGAAGCUGAUCAGCAGCCUCGGCAGCAGCUGGCAGAGGGAGAUCCAGCCGCGCCGCAGGUAGGCCUGUACGAGCGCCUGGUGAGGCACCUGCAGGUUCUCGAGUCGCAGGGGAAGCUCUCUGUUGCUCGGGCGAAAGGGGAGCCGCCGCUGCCGUCGUUCGAUCGGUGGAGGUUCGGAGCGAAGAGGUUCGGGCAAUACCUAGUUGAUCAGAUGCAUGUGCACGAGGCUCUUGACAAGGCUGUAGUACAAGCCCUUGGCGGGAAAACUGGCGGGGAGUCUGGCGGCAAUGGUGGGGAUGAUGUGUCAGGAGCCACGAGGGCUUUAAGCCUGGUGGAUCCAGCAAUGGGGCUGUCGCGAAGCGAGGCAUUAAAGAGCGAUAUCGCCUCUCUUUCUAACAAAGCAACAGCCUCGACCAACAACAGCACGGAGCAUCGCGAGCAGGAUCAACCCACCCCUUCUUUCCUCUCCCUCAAAUCCUCCACCACUAGCGGCAGUGGUGCUGCCUCUGCUGCCAUUUCCCCUGCCGACGCUGCUCGGCUCAAGCUCUUCACCCACACGUUCACUCUCCUGGUCACGCACCUGACCAAUGGCAUGCGCAUUGGAGCUAAGGCUGUGGAGUGCCUCCCCUCCCUGCGUGCAGCCAAGGCUGUGAGAUUCUUUCAGGAGUAUCCUGAGACUGUAGGGGAUCCUAUGAAGGCGUUUCGGGCGGCUGUGGAUGACGCGGGGAGGGGGAUGAGUGAGGGGGAGGUGGAACUGGUGGAGGGUGAACUGGGCCCUGCUAUGGUGAAAGCUAGCCUGCUGUUGAAAGUUCUGGCGGUUGAGGAGAGGGAGGAAGUGGUCAGUGCACCCUAG
Messenger RNA from Closterium sp. Yama58-4, 2316 nucleotides. Lineage: Eukaryota; Viridiplantae; Streptophyta; Zygnematophyceae; Desmidiales; Closteriaceae. The record is from the annotation of a GenBank genome assembly.